Molecule: messenger RNA, 7259 nt
Organism: Oncorhynchus mykiss (rainbow trout)
Lineage: Eukaryota; Metazoa; Chordata; Actinopteri; Salmoniformes; Salmonidae
Gene: kcnh4b
Product: potassium voltage-gated channel subfamily H member 4b
Biological process (GO): potassium ion transmembrane transport; regulation of membrane potential
Cellular component (GO): plasma membrane
Molecular function (GO): voltage-gated potassium channel activity
Source: RefSeq, a predicted model, not a curated record
CAAGGGAGGGACACACAAAGAAAGAGAGAGGUAGAAAGAUGCCUUGCCGUGUUGUGGAUUCUCUCUCCCGUGGUAAGCAGAAGCCACAUUGGACUGAACAGGAAGACUUAGGCUACAACUUCUGGACUGGUGCUUGGGAGAGGGCGAGCAGCAGCACCUGAUGAGACGCACCGGAGCAAGUACAGCAGAUCUCUUUUGGAUCUCGACAACACCUGAACAUCCAACCUGAUCCCUUUUCUGAUCUACCGUUCUACGUACCUUUGCUGCUCACUAAAAGCGCCAGGACCCGGCUGAACUUCUACACUGAUUCUGAUCACCGACUCCACCCUAAGACCAGAGUGGAGGGACCCAACUGGGACUCUGCGUGAAUGGACUCCACCACGGUGGCCUCUUUUAGAUGUGCUUCUCUCCCCUCGCUAUACUGCCGGACUGGCCCCGCACCCACCUGUGCUCCCUGAGAGGCCUCAGCGGACCCCCCCCCCCUCCCACCACCACCCUGGUGCCUCUGGGAUGGUGUGAUCAUUGCGGGACCCAUUGCUGACCUUAGAUCAGGGCCAACAUGCCAGUGAUGAAGGGCCUCCUGGCCCCCCAGAAUACCUUUCUGGACACCAUCGCCACCCGCUUCGAUGGCACCCACAGCAACUUCCUGCUGGGCAACGCGCAGGGCCACCGCGGCUACCCAAUCGUCUACUGCUCGGACGGCUUCUGCGAGCUGACGGGCUUCGCGCGCACCGAGGUGAUGCAGAAGAAGUGCAGCUGCCGCUUCCUGUACGGCCACGACACCAGCGAGCACGUGGCCCAGCAGAUGGAGAAGGCCCUGGAGGGACGAGAGGAGUUCCAGACUGAGGUCCACUUCUACAAGAAGAAUGGGACCUCUUUCUGGUGCCUACUGGACGUUGUGCCCAUAAAGAACGAGAAGGGGGAGAUGGUCCUAUUCCUCUUCUCGUUCAAGGACAUCACUGACACACACGGCAAAGUGCAUCACAAGAAAGAAGAGGAUAAGAGGCGGAGCAGGAAGAGUGGCAGCUCUCACUUCAGCGAAGCCAGGAAGCGGGGGCGGACCAUGAUCUACCAUCUGACCAGCCAGUUCUCCAGAGGCGGCAAGAGAGAGGUCAACCUGGGCAGUAACAUGUUUGAGAAGCCCUCGUCCCUCCCGGAGUAUAAGGUAGCGGCGGUCCAGAAGUCCCGCUUCAUCCUGCUUCACUACAGCGUAUCCAAGGCAUUAUGGGACUGGAUGAUCCUCCUUGCCACCUUCUAUGUGGCGGUCACCGUGCCCUACAACGUCUGCUUCACGCCUUACGACGAGCUGGACACGGCCGCCCGCGCCACCAUCGUCAGUGACAUCGCCGUGGAGAUGCUCUUCAUCCUGGACAUCAUCCUGAACUUCCGAACAUCCUUUGUGAGCACGUCGGGUCAGGUGGUGUACGAGGCACGCUCCAUUUGCAUCCACUACGCCACCACCUGGUUCUUUGUCGACCUGGUGGCUGCACUGCCCUUUGACCUGCUCUAUGCCUUCAACAUCACCGUGACCUCCCUGGUCCACCUGCUGAAGACGGUUCGCUUACUGCGGCUGUUGAGGCUUCUCCAGAAGCUGGACCGUUACUCCCAGUACAGUGCCAUGGUGCUCACCCUGCUCAUGUCCAUGUUUGCCCUGCUGGCCCACUGGAUGGCCUGCAUCUGGUACAUCAUCGGACGCAAGGAGAUGGAGAACAACGACCCUGACACCUGGGACAUAGGUUGGCUCCAUGAGCUGGGCAAGCGUUUGGAGACUCCAUACGCCAACAGCACACUGGGCGGACCCUCAGUACGCAGCUCCUAUAUCGCUGCCCUCUACUUCACCCUCAGUAGCCUCACCAGCGUGGGCUUCGGCAAUGUGUGUGCCAACACUGACGCUGAGAAGAUCUUCUCUAUCUGCACUAUGCUCAUAGGGGCCCUGAUGCAUGCGGUGGUAUUUGGGAACGUGACGGCCAUCAUCCAGCGGAUGUACUCGCGGCGCUCCCUCUACCACACGCGCAUGAAGGACUUGAAGGACUUCAUCAGGGUUCACCGUCUUCCCCAGCAGCUCAAACAGCGAAUGCUGGAGUACUUCCAGACCACCUGGUCCGUUAACAAUGGCAUCGAUGCCAACGAGCUCUUGCACGACUUCCCAGACGAGCUGCGGGCCGACAUCGCCAUGCACCUGAACAAGGACAUCCUGCAGCUGCCCGUGUUCGAGGGGGCCAGCCGUGGCUGUCUGCGCUCGCUCUCCCUCCACAUCAAGACCUCGUUCUGCGCCCCUGGCGAGUACUUGAUCCGGCAGGGCGACGCGCUCCACGCUAACUACUUUGUCUGCUCGGGUUCCCUGGAGGUGCUCAAGGACAGCAUGGUGCUGGCCAUCCUAGGGAAGGGGGAUCUGAUUGGCUCCGACCUGCCGGGGACGGAUCACGUGAUCAAGACUAAUGCGGACGUGAAGGCGCUGACCUACUGCGACCUGCAGUACAUCAGUGUGCGGGCUCUAAGGGAGGUGCUGGAGUUCUACCCGGAGUACGCCAGCCUGUUCACUGCAGAUAUCCUCCACAACCUCACAUACAACCUGAGAGAAGGCAGCGAAGCAGAGGGCCUGACAAGGUUCUCAAGGUCGCCCAGGCUUCCACACAACCGCCGAGGUUCCACAGAGCACAAGCUCCCGUCCAUCAUUGAGACAAAAGGAGGUCUCCAUGACGACUCAGAUGAGUACUACCACCUAUCACCAGCGUCCCGCACCCGCCGCGCAAACCUCCUCUUGCCCAGCCUGAGCAGCCCCGUGCGCCGCACCUCCCUGGGCAACCUGCUGGGUGACGAGCUAAGGCAGUUCAAUGCCCUGCGGCGCUGCCGUUCGCCCAACCUGAGCCGGGGAGGCCUACCCCGGGGCCACAGCCUGUCUUCCCCACAGCCGCUGCCGAAAAAGGAGCACAGUGUCCCAGUGGCAGCCCCUGCUAGUCCCCCUACCUCAGGGGAGUUGGGGGCAGGGAGUCAGGGCCGCAAGCCCUCCAAGCUGCUGAUUCCCACUGUCAGCUAUUUUGUACCGCCGGACCUCAGUCCAAGGGUUGUCGACGGCAUCGAGGACAAUGGUCGCACGUUCCUCUUCAACAUGGAGCACAGUGGGCCCAAGGCCAGCACCACGGGACGUCCCAGUGAAGAUACGAGGCAGGUGAACGCCACUUUGCUUCUGGAGUCGGAAGAGGUUAGACAGAGCAUCAGUCAGCUCAACCAGAAGAUGGGCAACUUGAACAACGAAGUGUCUCAGCUGACCAAGGACCUCCAUCACAUGAUGCACCUUCUCCAGGCCCAGGUGGCUAUGCACCACUACACAGCCUCCCUGUCCUCCUCCUAUCCCUACGCCGUCCAAAUGGUCUCCAACCCCAACCCCACCGCCAGCACUGGCACAGCCUACAACCUGGCCCCCAGCAGCCUGCACCUCCAUCAGGACCCUGGGAGCAUGGAGGGGGGACACACGGACACACUCCACCCUUGCUGGGGCUACAGUGAGGCUCCAGGGGGGAGCUGCCAGGCUAGGGCCACAGAGGGUGGACAGCCAGAGGACCACUACCAGACCCAACCUCAGUCUUCCAGCCCAGGGCCCCCUAGCUUCUACCAUGUGACAGACUCGGCGGCCGUGCCAGGACCCUGCCGGGGAUCUGGUAGAACCUCACCCCAUCCCUGGACUGGCCCUUCCUUGCUUAGCAUUAGCCCAACCUUACAGAGUGGUGGUAGCCCAGGCACGUCUACCACUGCUGGGCAUGAGGACUUUGGCGAGAGUCGCCCUGGCCUUGACACUAGCCCAGUUAGCAUCAGCCAGUCCCAACCCAGCUUGUGUCUGCAGCCGCCUAGCAGCGGUUUGUACAGCUGUCUGCUGUCUAGUGCUCCCACGUCUACUCACAGCCUCCUGGAUGCCUACCCCAGCACCUACCCGCACAUCUACCUAGCCUCAGAACCCCUUUUACACCCUGCAAGGCCUACCCUGGGGGAACCUGCUGCAGUCCUGGGGCUUGACGGGGUUCCAAGCCAUGACUUCCCCCAGCAAUACACAUCCACCUCCAGCCUCCUUGACGAGGACCUGCACAGUCUGUCUGUCCACUCCAGCCCUGGAACUGCCCACUCCUUCCCCAGGCCAUCGUCCGUCUGUUCCCAGGACUCAGAGUCUCCUCCUAGGCAGGACAACUGCGCUCCUCCCCAUAUCCCCUUGGGAGACUCGGCAGCGGUGGGACACACCAGUCUGGAGUGCCUGCUGGGGAAUGGGGGCUCCACGGAGAGCAGGGACAGCGAGAGCCCCGGGACCAGGUCGAGGAGAUCCAGCCUGGGAGCUCAGACUCAGUGCACAGAGCAGUCCUGGUGCCUGGACCUGACGGACUAGUGCCCUUUCCACACAAGAGAGAAUAAAAUAUCUGGGCCAGCACACUAGGGUCCGCGCUGGCACGGUAGUGUGAAAAGAUUACGCUUGGCCCUACAUUUGGCCCCAACAACUCAACCCCAACCACCAUCACGGGGAACUAAAAACUGGACAGGGAACUGAAUCUUUACAAAGACAAGAAAAGUGGACAUGUUACAGAGCAUUAUAGGGACUGUACAUUGUGCAACACUAUGGACGUGCACUUUUGAGUGUUCUUAACGUGUGGCGUGUUUUCCCCCAUUUUUUUUUGGGGGGGGGGGGGAUCACUUGUUAGUCUGCGUUCAAGCGACUUACAGCUUUUACUAUGCAAACGCAUGUCAUUUUGUGCGUUGUCUUGGAUUUGAUCAAGUGUGUCCUUUUUUAGACGUAGCUCAUUUUUGAGGAGUUUCUCUCUUUCGAUUGGAAGAUCAACCUGAAAAUGUGUAUUAUUGAAGUUGAAAUCCCGUUCGAGGUUAGAAGUGAUUGUGACCUAGGUAGAGGUUCUUGACUCUAACACCUCGAUCAAAUGUUAGCGCGGAACAGGGGUCAUUGUGACGUUCCUACACAAGUCCUCUAAAAGGGGAAUUAAUCAAAUGCAAACCAUGAUUAUAUUAUUAAUAUAUAAAAUGUUUAAUUCAGUUCAAUGAAACAACAUUACACUUGGUUGAAAUGGCUACCUUUACAAAAGUAAUCAAAGAGUGCAACCAAAACGUAUUAAGGUCUCAAGAAAAUAGGUUCAAAAUUCAGAAAGCAGUUACUGUUUUCUAAUUGAUGAACAGUCGUUGUUUAACAGCCACAAGAACCCAAAUCUGAUUUUCGUUCUAUAUCUGAUAUUUUUUGUCUACACUCAAGUUUUACAUGUGACCCAUAUCAGAUUUGCCCAUUCACACCAGAGAUCUGUAUAUAACGCUCAUGUCUCCGUCAUAACAAUGGGAGUCGUUGUCCCAAAGGCGGGAAGGCAGGCGACAACCUUAGGUCCAAAAUAAGCCCAUAGAAACGCUUUGGGCUUAUUUUGGAUAGCUUUUUGGCAAGAGUGAAACCUCGUUACCUCCUCUCUGCUCACACUGAUGUAGCCUCUGAAGUAGCACACAGAUGCAAUUCUCAUUUCCUGUCUCUGUUCCUUUAAAUAUUAGGGUGGUUGUCAUGGUCAAGGCAAAUCAUGAUAAAAAAAUAAAAAGUUACAUUUCAGAGCAAAGAAAUCUGAUCUGAGCGUCCAGACAGAGGUCACAUAUGGAGGAUUGGGUUUGUAUCAGGAUUCAGCUCCACAUAUGGAGAUGGUAUAAAUCGGAAGUCAACAGAUCUGAUUCCAUGUGGUCUUUUGCUGUUUACACGUUAGGGAAGAAGAUCAGAUAGGUAUCAGAUAUGCAAAUAAUUGGCAAACGAUCUGAAUUGGGCUGCUUCUGUAAACGCAGCAUAAAGGUGUCCAAUUAUGAACAUCAUGAAUAAAUCUCUAUACUACACAUAGGGGCAUUCGCUUGUUUAACCAAAAGACGACUAUUUAGACAUUCAUUUGUCAAGCAGUACUACAAGCAGUAAGCUAGUGAUAGAGUGCGUCCAAAAUGGCACCCUAUUCCCUAUAUAGUGCACAACUUUGGACCAGGGCCCAUAGGGGUCUGGUCGAAAGUAGUACACUAUAUAGGGAAUAAGGUGCCUUUUUGGGACGGAGCCAUACACACCUGUGAAUUAGUGGGUUCCCGUAAGAUAUUCGGUCGAGAUGAAGCCAAUCGAUAUUGCGUAACCACAAAACAUGAAUCUACCUUAACCUGUUCCCCCACAGCUGGUUAUUGAGCACAAGAUGAGUUUCAUAAGAAUUUCGAAAAGAUAAAAUGUCGACCUUCGAGUCAGCCAUAGAGUAUAUAAUUUGAAUGAUGUGUUCUGAAUAGAGCUGUGUCACUGCACUCCGAACCAGACUAGAGCUCACCUGGAAAGAGGGGUCUAACAACUUCUGCACUCACACAGAGAUAACUCCUAUAAGUAAGAAUACAAGUAUACAUUUAGGCUUCCUCGCAGAGGAAUUGGCUGUUAUGACCUGUUACCUCAUUGCAUGCUGAAGUUGUUUAUUCUUUUUCCUAAGGAAAAGGUAUCGACAAUAUGUUAACAUUCUAUUCGAGAUACUGUAGAUUGUAUAGACAAAUACUGUACUUGCAUGACAGGUCGAGGCUGACUGAUUCACACGCACGGUUGGAUGUUUUGACUUACUAUUACAUACUGGGCAUAUACGUUUUCAGAUAACAGAAUAUUAAUUGUUUUUGGUUGACGUGGUGUUUUUUCUCUCCAAGUUCAGGCAUGUUUAUGUUGGAAGAUAAAUUGUUUUGUGUAUUUUCAACCUCAAUCGAUUAAUUAUUCGCAACCAAAUAACAUCUUGAGAUAAUUUAAAAAGCAGUUUAAAUUUUUUUCCUAACACCUAUUAAGGGCUAGAUUCAAUCCGUAUCAUGGAAGAUCUGCAUUAUAGCACGAUUGAAAUUGAAAGGGCAUUUCUUAUUGAGCCAACAUAUGCAGUGUUUACCAUGAAUUUGCGAACGCAGAAACAUUGCCUUUUAAAUUUCAAUUGAGCUAGUGCGGAUCUUCCUCGAUAAGGAUAGGCUUAAGUGUACAAUUUAACACCCUUAUACAAAGCACACAUACAGUAUAGUAGGAAUAUUCAAAUAAAGCUGCAAAAAACAGUGUACCCCCAUUUUGAAAGUUAAUACUAUUCAUUCCUAGCUAGGAAAACAGUUCCCUGAGGAAAUAUGCUUAAUAUAUUCUAGAACUUCCAAACUAUUUAUGCCCGAGGGAGAAAAAACAUAAUCUCACGUCAAUAUUCAGAGUAUACCAUAAUUUUGUUUGAGAUGAUUUCUCCUUGACUGACAUAAUAAAAUAUGCUGACAAAUCC